Molecule: messenger RNA, 6228 nt
Organism: Oncorhynchus nerka (sockeye salmon)
Lineage: Eukaryota; Metazoa; Chordata; Actinopteri; Salmoniformes; Salmonidae
Product: aryl hydrocarbon receptor
Exons: 8
Coding region: 2063-4771 (902 amino acids)
Biological process (GO): regulation of transcription by RNA polymerase II; response to xenobiotic stimulus; xenobiotic metabolic process
Cellular component (GO): nucleus; aryl hydrocarbon receptor complex
Molecular function (GO): protein dimerization activity; transcription cis-regulatory region binding; nuclear receptor activity
Source: RefSeq, a predicted model, not a curated record
AACAUCACAACUGUAACAUAACACAACAUCACAACUGUAACAUAACACAACAUCACAUCUGUAACAUCACAACUGUAACAUAACACAACAUCACAUCUGUAACAUAACACAACACCACAUCUGUAACAUAACACAACAUCACAUCACAUCUGUAACAUCACAACUGUAACAUAACACAACAUCACAUCUGUAACAUAACACAACACCACAUCUGUAACAUAACACAACAUCACAUCACGUCUGUAACAUAACACAACAUCACAUCUGUAACAUCACAUCUGUAACAUAACACAACAUCACAACUGUAACAUAACACAACAUCACAUCUGUAACAUCACAUCUGUAACAUAACACAACAUCACAAAUGUAACAUAACACAACAUCACAACUGUAACAUAACACAACAUCUGUAACAUCACAUCUGUAACAUAACACAACAUCACAUCUGUAACAUCACAACUGUAACAUAACAUCACAUCUGUAACAUAACACAACAUCACAUCUGUAACAUACCAUCACAUCACAUCUGUAACAUCACAACUGUAACAUAACACAACAUCACAUCACAUCUGUAACAUAACACAACAUCACAUCACGUCUAACAUCACAUCUGUAACAUAACACAACAUCACAUCUGUAACAUCACAUCUGUAACAUCACAACUGUAACAUCACAACUGUAACAUAACACAACAUCACACCACAUCUGUAACAUCACAUCUGUAACAUAACACAACAUCACAACUGUAACAUAACACAACAUCACAUCACAUCUGUAACAUAACACAACAUCACAUCUGUAACAUCACAACUGUAACAUAACACAACAUCACAUCACAUCUGUAACAUCACAACUGUAACAUAACACAACAUCACAUCACAUCUGUAACAUAACACAACAUCACAUCUGUUACAUAACACAACAUCACAUCUGUAACAUCACAUCUGUAACAUAACACAACAUCACAUCUGUAACAUAACAACUGUAACAUAACACAACAUCACAUCACAUCUGUUACAUCACAUCUGUAACAUAACACAACAUCACAUCUGUUACACCACAUCUGUAACAUCACAACUGUAACAUAACACAACAUCACAUCACAUCUGUAACAUAACACAACAUCACAUCACAUCUGUUACAUAACACAACAUCACAUCUGUAACAUCACAUCUGUAACAUAACACAACAUCACAUCUGUAACAUAACACAACAUCACAUCACAUCUGUAACAUAACACAACAUUACAUCUGUAACAUAACACAACAUCACAUCUGUAACAUAACACAACAUCACAUCACAUCUGUAACACAACACAACAUCACAUCUGUAACAUAACACAACAUCACAUCUGUAACAUAACACAACAUCACAUCACAUCUGUAACACAACAUCACAACUGUAACAUAACAUCACAUCACAUCUGUAACAUAACACAACAUCACAUCACAUCUGUAACAUCACAUCUGUAACAUAACACAACAUCACAUCACAUCUGUUACAUAACACAACAUCACAUCUGUAACAUCACAUCUGUAACAUAACACAACAUCACAUCUGUAACAUCACAACUGUAACAUCACAACUGUAACAUAACACAACAUCACAUCACAUCUGUUACAUCACAUCUGUAACAUAACACAUCACAUCACAUCUGUUACAUCACAUCUGUAACAUAACACCACACCACAUCUGUAACAUCACAACUGUAACAUAACACAACAUCACAUCACAUCUGUAACAUCACAACUGUAACAUAACACAACAUCACAUCUGUAACAUAACACAACAUCACAUCUGUGAGUUGAAAACAGCAGGUCUGGGACAGGUAGCACGUCCGGUGAACAGGUCAGGGUUCCAUAGACGCAGGCAGAAUAGUUGAAACUGGAGCAGCAGCACGGCCAGGUGGACUGGGGACAGCAAGGAGUCAUCAUGCCAGUCAGACGUGGUCCACCAGAGUGUGUUUGAGCUGAUCCACACAGACGACAGAGCCACGUUCAGACGACAGCUUCACUUUGCCCUCAACCCCAAGCCCUUUGACCCAGAGCAGGGAGGAGACGGCAUGGCGAGCAGCAGUGACAUCACCAGGAACAUCGUGACCUAUAACCCUGAGCAGCUCCCACCAGAGAACUCCUCCUUCCUGGAGAGGAACUUCGUGUGUCGCUUCCGCUGCCUCCUGGACAACUCCUCUGGCUUCCUGGCUCUGAACUUCCAGGGGCGUUUGAAGUUCCUCCAUUGCCAGAGCAUGCUGGGGGAUGACGGGACGCACAGCCAGCCCAGGUUGGGCCUGUUCACCAUCGCCACCCCUGUCCACACCCCGUCCAUAUUGGAGAUCAGAAACAAGACGAUCUUCUUCCAGACCAAACACAAGCUUGACUUCACCCCCACGGGUGUCGAUGCCAGGGGGAAGGUUGUCCUGGGAUACUCAGAGAUUGAGUUGUGUAUGAGAGGCUCUGGGUAUCAGUUCAUCCACGCAGCUGAUAUGAUGUACUGUGCAGAUAACCAUGUCAGAAUGAUUAAGACAGGAGAGAGUGGUCUGACCACGUUCAGACUGCUGCAGAAGACUGGGUGCUGGGUCUGGGUCCAGGCCAAUGCCAGGCUUGUCUACAAAGGAGGAAGGCCCGACUUCAUCAUCGCACGCCAGAGAGCUUUACUUAAUUCUGAGGGAGAGGAGAAUCUACGCCAGAGGAAGAUGCAGCUGCCCUUCAGCUUCACCACCGGGGAGGCCCUGCUGUACGAGACCGGCCCCACCCUGGAUGCCACGGAGUUCCAAACCAACCCCCCAAAAAUCUGCAAGGUGGAGUCUCUGGACCCCCAGUCUCUACUGGGCUCUUUACUAAAGCAGGACGAAUCCGUCUACACCCAGCCCCAGGAGCCUCAGCUACCCAUAGACCAGGUAUUCAUGGACAGCCGAGCGCUCACCAACGUGGCCUCUAACUCCUGGCAGAGUAGCAUGGAGCCCCAGGGGCCCGACGGGGUUGAUGAUGGUGAUAGCCCCAGGGAGGUCAAGCACGAGGGGGCGUUGGUAGCCAUGAUCGAUGCCCUGGAGAGGAUGGCGCAGGAUGGGGACCUGUGUGCGGCUCUGCAGGGGAUGGACGUGGGUACGGCGGAGCUGAUGGAGUGGGAGAGCACCCUCCUCAGGCUGAGCCAGAACUCCAAUGGGACCGGCAGCGGGGACACCUCCCUAGAGCUGGAUGACAUCAUGACCAACGACAUCUUCUCUUACGUGGAGGAAGCCUUGUUCAAGGAGAGCAGCGAGGGGAGCGGUAACCAGCCCAACUGCUCCACCAUGGUCAACAACGACCCUAACCUGUUCACAGGGGUGCUCGACAACAACAACCAGGGUGGACCAUUUACAGGAGUGGUCAGCCCUACUACAGGUGCCGGACAGUGCAAGCCCGGGUUGCUUGACAAAUUCAGCUUUGUCCAAAAUGGCUCUCCAGUGAACGAUCUAAAUGGUAUCAGCCACAGUCAGGUAACAGGCAACAGAGUAGUUGGUUUGGCAGGACAGAACCAGGGAGGACAGAACCAGGCAGGACCACAGCAGGUGUUCAAGAGCACCCAGAGGCUCUCCCACUUCGGCCCCCAGAUUCCUCAGGCGGGCCUGAAUAUCCCCAUCCUGCAGCAGCUACAGCUCAACGACAUCUUCACCCCCUCUCUGGAGCUCCCCGAGCUCAGUAACCCACAUAGCUCAGGCCAGAAUGAGUCUGUCACGUUAAGCACUAGCAUGGCUGGAUCCUGUGCUCAGGCACCAAACAACCACAUGGGAAGCCCUCAGAUCAUCGCUGGCCAGGUCCAAUCUAACCAGCCACCUCCACAGUGUUUCCCUCAUAAUGGCUUGCCAGCUGCAAUGGCACCAAACGGACCAGAGGAGAUCUCUGUUCCACAGUCCAACCAUCUACCACCUAUUCUGGUGGAUGCUUGGGCAUCUUUGAUUCCCAGUAAUGGCUUUGUUUCACCCCAGAUUGCCUGCAGUGCACCAUUUCAGUCACUAAAAUCCCAGAAAGUGCAGCAGUGGCCCCAGAACCAGCAGCAUCAGCUACCACCAUCCACCAGCACAAUGAAAAAUGGACACCAAUUCAUCCCAGACUGUCACAGUCAAGCCACAGAGACCCAAAGAGUCCCUCUCACAGGCCUUUGGCCACAGAACACCAACGGAUUGUACCACCAACCCCAGCAGGGGCGAUUGGCCAACGGCCAGCCUACUCCAUCCGGCAGCUGUAUGUUUGAGAACGUCUUACCCCCCCUCCCCAACAGAAACAGUCACGUGGAUGGCACCAUUCUGCCUCCCCCCUUGUCUGCAUGCCAGAGGAGGAUGGUGGACCCCCAGGACCAGAGCUACUUGCAGUGGGGCCCCAGUGAGCCGGUGGUGGACACGUCAGCCAUCAUCCAGGACAACACCGGAAUCAGCUUCCCGGCUCGCCCGCUUGUGGCCAACAUCACCACCCCCGAGAGCCUACUGGCCAUGCAGCAGUACCUUUCUGGACGCAACAGAGUCAGACAGACACAGAUCCCAAGCCUCUGUGUAGUAGACAGCAAUGGAACAUUCUCCUCAGCCCCACUUGUCAAUGGAACAUUCUCCUCAUCCCCACUUGUCAAUGGAACAUUCUCCUCAGCCCCACUUGUCAAUGGAACAUUCUCCUCAGCCCCACUUGUCAAUGGAACAUUCUCCUCAGCCCCACUUGUCAAUGGAACAUUCUCCUCAUCCCCACUUGUCAAUGGAACCAUGUGCUUUACAGACCACAACCAAACCAACUAUUGCGACUUCUAAACACGAGUCACGUGUUACUCUGUAAACAUUAUGGACAAAAAGAGGAGGAAGCCAUCCAUGGAUCUGUUCAUCCAUCCAUCCGUACACAUUCAAAGACAACACACUGCCUUAAGAGCUGCCUCAGGGAGGGUGUCGUGAUGACAAGCCAUCCUCUAGUCAGACACACCAUUCAUCUCCCCAUAUCAGUGUUUACAGGAAAUACAAGGACUCUUUUGAUUAAGCACUUGUCACUUCUGUCAGCAAUGGAACAAAAAGCAGCAACUUUACAUGGAACUGGUUUUCUUUCUUUUUUUGUUGGGUUGUCUUCUGUUUUGUUUGUUGUUGCCUUGUCUUUGGUUUUAUUACUGUGGAAAAACAGUAUCUGUCACAACUUCAAUGAUACGAAUGAAGUUUGAAUCCUCACUGGUGAAUUUGGCUUGUGUUAUAAUGGCUUUUUAGGGUCAUGCCUAAUUCCCAAAAUGAUUUAUAUAUAUAUUAAUGAAGCAGGCCAUAUUCAUUUCUUUUUACGUUUGUUUCUUCUUACAUUAUAGUUGGAUGGUGACAGGACACCAUUCAAGUUUUCACUCGUGGAGAAACAUACAAAAAACUGAUAUUGUACUCAGAGAUUAAAAAUAAAGGCAUAACAUCCUCAAUGUAUAUAUGGAGUGUAGGGUUGCAAAAUUCUGUGAACUUUAGAUACAUUUCCUAAUUUUGACAAAAUCCCAGUUGGAGAAUUCCUUGAAUCCGGAGUGAAUAAGCAGGAAAUCCAGAAUCCUCCAACCAGGGAAUGUAUUGAAUGUUCCUGGAAUUUUUCAACCCUAAUGAAGUGUAAAUACAGAAAUGGCCUCUAUAUUAUUAUAAAGAUAUGAUUGUUUUUAUUAUGUGAGUGUGUUAUGGCUGUGAUGAAUAUGACUGUGUGUACAUGGGGUGUGUUCCUGUUUGUGUUUGCUUGUUCUGAAGAAGGAAUGAAGCAGUGUAGAAAUAGAAUUUCUGAGGAAAAAGCAACGUAUUUCAUUGAAAUGUCUGCAUUGGUUGCAGAGUAGGCUAUAAAAAAACUAAUGAUGUGCUUUCAGAUUGUACUCCUUGUAAUGCUAUUGGUAUCCAAAUUUCAUUACAAUUUAACAAUAGUCUGAUAUAGUACGUUGAUAAUGCUAUAUCAAUAGUAUUCAAUCCAUUUAUAGUUGUUUCUUUGUUUUAUCUAAACUUCACUGAGCCAUAUGCUAACUUGUGGUAAUUUGUUUACUUUAGUUUUUUGUUCAUAAUAUCAUCUGUGGAGGUGUAGUGCAUGUUAAGGAGACUCAGGAGACAUACAGUCGCUAGUGAAAGUCGACACACCACUUGCACAGUCUUCACAUUUUGCUACCUUAAAAUCUGAAAAGGGAUUUUUUUCCUACUGAUCUAAACAAUCUACUCCACAUUUUCAAAGGGAAAGAAAAAUGUAUAAAAAAUAAAUACGAAAUAAAGAUGUUUUGAUUGAG